CCAUUAUAUAUAGAUCUGGGCUGAGUCAACCUAGAGGUUCGAGGGGCUGGAGUGGAGAACAGACUCAAACACCAUAUUCAGCACUUACCAGGCGAGCUGGAGAGCUAUUGACUGUCAUCUGAUACACACACCCGCGCGCAUCAGCUCACCAUGGAGCUAACAAGACUUGUGGCUCUGGCUGUCGUUCUGUCUCGGGGACUGUCCUCACCUGUGGUCAUCCCCGAGUCGCAGGCAGACGGGCCUCUGUUCUUCAACCAUCUCCGCAGGGAUGCCGUGUCGGAACCGGAAGGAGUCACAAAUGUCCAAGGAGCCCAGGGCGCUGUCUGGCCAAGGCGUCCAGCCAGGGAGUGCACAACGACCAUUUCUGAAUCGGGGGUUAAUCCAUGCAUAACCCUUAAUGAGAUCCAGACGAUUCACCCAUCAACAAGCACUCUUUAUACGCACGUCGAUUGCAACGGAUGUUCCGACGUCUACGUGAAGAAGGAGAUAUAUUACUGCCCUCUGAUGACGGAAACCAGACAGACGACAGUCCUCACGCCCGCAACGACGGUGUCCACGGUGUGCGCGCCGUCGACAGCCCUGGACGCGAGGGAUCCAGCAUUUACCGGCGCAGGCUUCCACGCCGCGGCUAGCCCGUCGCGACCGGCGCCUGCUCAUCCCGCCACCAUCACGUCCGUCCCGACCGGGAGCGCAACCACCACCACCAAUCCCAGGGCAAGACCGAGGCGCGGGCCGGGGAAGAAGGACGCCCGGGACGGCCUCGACGAUGUGGCGUCGUGCCCGACGACUUUCGUGGUACAGCCGCCGCAGAGCGCGGGCAGCAUGACGACGCAGUACGAGCAGUGGGCCACGUCUACGGUCGAGCUCGACUGUGGGGGCUGCCCGCUAGUGAUCAGCACGGCGCUGGCGGGGUACGGCCCCGCGGGGAGAUUUACGGAAACGCUCACUGUGCCGGUUGGGACGACGACGGUGUAUGCUUGCCAAUGAGGCGGGUUCGAGGUUCGGCAUCGGUUGUUUAUUUGUUGCUUUGAUUGCCGAUGCGUCAACGUGGAAAGGAAAGAUGUGGGCAUGCUGGGUGGGGGGGAAAGGAUGCGGAUACCCGGAUAGCUUGAGAAAAAAGGGGGUGACAUGGAAAUGGGGUUGUUUCUCUUGUCUGAUCUCCAUUGCUGGGAGUUGGCACAAAAUCUAUGGCGUCUACGUGGUCUUGCACUUGGGAGUGAGGAACAUGGGGGUUCUGUCUUGAGCCAGGUGAUGGUGUUGCGGGGUCUCGUGUCAAAUCUCCCCAUUUCCCAAUAAAAUAGUGUAACAGAUAU
Phialemonium atrogriseum is the source of this 1313-nucleotide messenger RNA. RefSeq lists its product as uncharacterized. NCBI's taxonomy places the organism in Eukaryota, Fungi, Ascomycota, Sordariomycetes, Cephalothecales, Cephalothecaceae. The coding region runs from base 151 to 987 and encodes 278 amino acids. The transcript has a single exon. The record is from RefSeq and is a predicted model, not a curated record.